Tilletiopsis washingtonensis is the source of this 1500-nucleotide messenger RNA. RefSeq names its product putative mitogen-activated protein kinase MpkA. Gene Ontology annotation, cellular component: cytoplasm; nucleus. The record is from RefSeq and is a predicted model, not a curated record. NCBI's taxonomy places the organism in Eukaryota, Fungi, Basidiomycota, Exobasidiomycetes, Entylomatales. Gene Ontology annotation, molecular function: ATP binding; MAP kinase activity. The coding region runs from base 116 to 1438 and encodes 440 amino acids. The transcript is spliced from 8 exons. Gene Ontology annotation, biological process: intracellular signal transduction; protein phosphorylation.
GCCUCACGCUCCUUCUUGCCUCUCUCACUCCAGCGUCCGGCCUGCCUGCCUGCAGCGUCGCUCCUCGCUGCGCACCAGUUGCCGCCUCCUCUCGCGCCCUCCACUCGCCUCCACCAUGGCGGCCCCGUCGCGCACCGCCUACACGGUGCUGCAGCAGACGUUCCUCAUCGACUCGGCCUACGAGAUCAGCAAGGAGCUCGGACAGGGCGCCUACGGCUGCGUCGCGGCGGCCACGCACAAGGCCACCGGCGAGGGCGUGGCCAUCAAGAAGAUCACAAACGUCUUCUCCAAGCGCAUCCUCACCAAGCGCGCACUGCGCGAGAUCAAGCUGCUGCGGCACUUCCGCGGGCACAAGAACAUCACCUGUCUCUACGACAUGGACAUUGUCGAGCCCAAGGACUUCAACGAGGUGUACCUGUACGAGGAGCCGAUGGAGGCCGACCUGCACGCCAUCAUCCGCUCCGGCCAGCCGCUGUCCGACGCGCACUUUCAGUCGUUCAUCUACCAGACGCUGUGUGGUCUGCGCUACAUCCACUCCGCCUCGGUGCUGCACCGCGACCUCAAGCCAGGAAACCUGCUCGUCAACGCCGACUGCGAGCUGAAGAUCUGCGACUUUGGCCUGGCGCGUGGCUUUGAGACGGACGCUGAGCUGGCGGCAAAGGGCGGGCAGCCCGCCGGCGGCUUCAUGACGGAAUACGUCGCGACGCGCUGGUACCGGGCGCCGGAAAUCAUGCUGUCCUUCCAGAACUAUACGACGGCCAUCGACAUCUGGUCCGUCGGCUGCAUCCUUGCCGAGCUGCUCGGCGGCAAGCCCAUCUUCAAGGGCCGCGACUACGUCGACCAGCUCAACCAGAUCCUGCACUACCUCGGCACGCCGACGGAGGAGACGCUGCGGCGUGUCGGCUCGCCCCGAGCACAGGACUACAUCCGCUCCCUGCCAAUCAAGCAGAAGAUCCCCUUCCACCUGCUCUACCCGCAAGCAAACCCGCAGGCGCUGGACCUGCUCGAGAAGCUGCUGGCCUUUGACCCGGCGCAGCGCAUCAGCUGCGAGGACGCGCUGCGGCACCCGUACCUGGCCGUGUGGCACGACCCGGCAGACGAGCCCACAUGUCCGACCAAGUUCGACUUUGGCUUCGAAGCCGUCGACGAGGUCGAGGGCAUGAAGCAGCUCAUCCUGUCCGAGGUCAAGAGCUUCCGGGAGGAGGUGCGGCAGCGGGCUCGCGCGCAGCAGCCGCGGAGGCAGGAGAGUCUGCCGGUGCCGUCGCGCGAGGAGCUGCAAAAGGCGUCGCCGACCGACGCGCAGGGCGGUCAGCUGAUCGGCGCCUCGUCGGGCAUCAUCCAAGGCGGCGGCGAGGCGGCGAGCGGCGCGCUGCCCGACUCGCAGCUGAUGGAGGAUCCCAGCGAGGCAUUCGAGCGCGAGCUGCAGGGCCACCGUUAGAGCUGCAUCUGCGCUGUAUCUCGAGACAUCACAAUAUACCGUCCUUCCCACAGACACACCAC